This is a messenger RNA of Macadamia integrifolia, 1152 nucleotides long. RefSeq names its product G-type lectin S-receptor-like serine/threonine-protein kinase LECRK3. Gene Ontology annotation, molecular function: ATP binding; protein kinase activity. The coding region runs from base 1 to 1152 and encodes 383 amino acids. The record is from RefSeq and is a predicted model, not a curated record. The transcript has 3 exons. NCBI's taxonomy places the organism in Eukaryota, Viridiplantae, Streptophyta, Magnoliopsida, Proteales, Proteaceae. Gene Ontology annotation, biological process: protein phosphorylation.
AUGGCAACUUCGUACUUCAAACUGACGUAUACUAACUACUCACCGGGAAGGUUUCAGCUCCGAUUGCUCCAAGAUGGAUCGCUCGUGCUUAAUGCUGUCUCUUUGCCGGCUUACUUUCCUUACAACCCCUACCAAAUUAUUGGGGUCGCUAAUUCCCCUGAUAAUCGUUCAAGUUUGGUCUUCAAUGAAUCAGGCCAUCUUUAUGUAGAGAGCAGCAAUGGAAGCACUGUGGAUCUCUCACCACAGGACAUACUCCCAAUUGCUGAUUUCUAUCACAGGGCAACCCUUGAUGUUCAUGGAGCAUUUUUUCUGUUUGCUCAUCCAAGGCCUUCUCGUGGUGGUAGUGGAGACUGGUCCACUCAGAAAUCAUUUCCUGAUGAUGUCUGUGACAUUACUGGGGACCUAGGCGGCGGUGCUUGUGGGUAUAACAGCUACUGUGGAGUUGCUAAUGGGAUGCCCAUCUUUGUAAUUUAUAAUUCCGCAUCGCAAUGCUGGAAGAAAAGGCUUCCAGUUUCCAAUGGGAAGGCUCUGUUCAAAGUAAGGCGUCCAACCUCUCCAAAUGCAACUUCUUCAACCACGAAGAAGAAAGAUCAAACAACAGCUAUCCUGGUUGGAUCAUUGGGUGGUUCUGUAUUUAUCAACUUCUUAUUGUUAGCUGCAACUUGUCUCAGUGCAUUCUCUGCGUACCAAAAAAGACCGAAAAGUAAUACGCAAGGUUCAAGCAUUUCGGAGACUAAUCUACGUUCCUUUACAUACAAAGAACUCGAAGAAGCAGCAAAUGGGUUCAAGGAAGAAUUAGGAAGGGGUGCUUUUGGCAUUGUUUACAAAGGUAUCUUCCCAAUAGGCUCUGGAAAUCUGGUUGCAGUCAAGAGGCUAGACAAGGUGGUUCAAGAAGGUGAGAAGGAAUUCAAAACAGAGGUAAUUGUGAUCGGCCAGACACACCAUAAGAAUUUAGUUCGAUUGUUUGGAUUUUGUGAGGAAGGGCCACACAGGAUUUUGGUAUACGAGUUCAUGAGCAAUGGCUGGCAAGCUUUCAGUUUGGACUCUCAAGGCCUCAUUGGGACGAAAGAACCCAGAUUGCAAUUGGGAUCACAAGGGGGCUUGCAUAUUUACACGAAGAAUGCAGCACCGAUUCUUGAGCUCAAUUUAUAA